GUGAUGGAAUAGCGAGUUUAGACAAGUUUGCGCCACAUCAUGCCCUGUGCGUUGAAAGUGUCAUUUGCCCUUUGCGCGGCACUGGCAUUCAUCGGUGUGGUUUGGUGCAGUCCUCUGCCGAUGGAAGAAUUCCAGUUCACGCCCCCCGUCGGCAUCUGGCAAACCCGGGAACGGCCCACUUCGACAGCCGGCAGCGGCUAUCGCAACGGACAUCGUUUGCGCUGGAGUCCCAGCAGCGGAUGGGCCACCGGACCUGGAAAGCGCUCCCCGGGAAAGGUCAUCGAGAUCCCGGAGGGACCGGAAACGGAUAAAGAGGGGCUGAUCCAACUGUGUGAUCUCCUGGAGCAAAUUUUCGUCGAGUUGACGGUUGUGUCAGAAGAGAUAAAAGAGCUGAACCAGGUUUGCGACGAUUUCCGUGGCAAUAUCAGCGUCGAAACGAAGGAAACGCAAUGAACCUGCGAAACCCUGGACAACCUCCGCGGGACAUACACUCAUCGUAGCUGCUUUCUUCUGUUGACCUGCUUGCUUGCAGAAUAACCAUGUAAUAACGGAAGCUGCGUGCAUGAAAUAUAUAAUAUUAUUGUAUGAAUAGUAUUACUUUUUAGUACCAGACUGUAUGUACAGGGGUGCCGGGCCAAGUUGGAACAACUGCGUGAAAUAAUGUAAUGUCUGAAAGAGUACUGUAUAUGAAAAAGUCCAUACCGAGGAGCGCGGUUGCCUGGAGCACCGAUGGCAUUAGGCAAGAUGUUGAUGUUAAAAACAAAAGUAGCGGAUGAAAGGAUAGGAAUUGCGCUACUGUCUGGU
Molecule: messenger RNA, 804 nt
Organism: Paramacrobiotus metropolitanus
Lineage: Eukaryota; Metazoa; Tardigrada; Eutardigrada; Parachela; Macrobiotidae
Exons: 2
Coding region: 40-453 (137 amino acids)
Source: RefSeq, a predicted model, not a curated record